Molecule: messenger RNA, 802 nt
Organism: Rhizophagus irregularis DAOM 181602=DAOM 197198
Lineage: Eukaryota; Fungi; Glomeromycota; Glomeromycetes; Glomerales; Glomeraceae
Biological process (GO): glutathione metabolic process
Cellular component (GO): cytoplasm
Molecular function (GO): glutathione binding; glutathione transferase activity
Source: RefSeq, a predicted model, not a curated record
AAAAAAUGACUAUUACAGUUUUUGGAUACUCUGCAUCUACUUAUAGUCUUGUAAUAUUCCAUAUUCUUAAAGAAUUAGGAUUAUCUUAUGAAGUCGUUCAACCAAGUAGUUUCGAAGAAAUUAAAUCUCCAGAUUAUUUAGCUACCAAACAUCCUUUUGGAAGAAUUCCUUCUCUCAGCGAUGACGGAUUCCAUAUUUACGAAUCUCGUGCAAUAGCUCGUUAUUUGAUAAAUAAAUAUCAAGGAACCAAAACUUCUACCGUUCUUAUUCCUUCUGAUGUACAAAAAGCCGCUUUGGUAGAUCAAUUCAUUUCAGUAGAAACUUCUUAUUACACUCAACAUUUAGGUAAAUUGAUUUAUCAAUUAAUAUUCAAGAAACGUCAUGGUGGUGAACCUGAUCUUAAAGCUGUUAACGAGGCUCGCGAAGAACUUGUGAAGACUUUAGACGUUUAUGAAAAGUUAUUGGAGGGUAAAGACUAUUUAACCGGGGAAUUUACUUUAGCUGAUCUUCUUCAUAUUCCUGCUACUUUUUAUGCUAUUAACGUUGCUGGUGAAGGUGAUUUAUGGAGCAAACGUCCUAAUGUUUCUAGAUGGUGGAAGAACAUUAGUGAACGUGAAUGCUGGAAAACACUAUCAGUGAAUAUAAAUUAGCGUAAUAUACAUAUUUUUAUUACUGAUAAAUUGUGAUAUUGUUUAUUCUUCAUUUAUGUAUAUUAUACUCUAUUUUAUAAGCUGUAAGCAAUAGAGUAUGUUAAUGUAUCUUUACUUCAAAUAAAUAAUUUUUAACCGAUACAAGAAAAUCC